UAUAGUUUUAUUGCAUUUCCACUGAUCAUUCCAAGCAGCAACUUCCACACAAAGCUUCUGAUUUCACAAUAGACUUGAGUUACUCUCAAGCGCAUAUCAAAUGACUGCAGAACUAUUUACAGUGCCCUCCACAUUUCACAUUGGGUAACAUUUUGUACUGUCUUUCCCAUGUUUAAGAAUGGCGUUUGACCUGUGUUAAGUCAGGAAAUGGGUAUGACAAUGCUUGUGUGAAAAUACUCAUAUUUACUGUUGUAAUAUUAAUUAUGAAGGUCUAAUCAAAUGGAACUGCAAAAAGAAGGAUCCAUGUCUAUUUUGCCCCUACAGAGUACAGACAGUGGGGAGGAUUAAAAGAGGGAUAUAAAAAAAAUCACUAUUGGAAUGAUACAAGUAACCAUCUUUGGGUCACAAAGCAAACAUCAGAAGUUAGCUCUAGGCUAGCAGAUUAUUCAAAUGGCAUGCCAGGGAAAAGGCAUAGUAAACAAGUGGGGUGAUCUGAAGGGGAGAAUACAUAAGGGGUUGGAUUUUCCACCUUCCCUCAUUAUUGUCAAUGUGAAACUAAGAAGAAAUUCCCAAAUGUGACAUUUUUACUCAUCUUUACCAGGGGUGCAUAAAUGUGGAGACCGCUGUAACUAAAUUGUUCUGUAUUUUAAUUAUCCAUAGGCUAUAGCCUAGUGUUGAGUACAAAUCAUUCAUGUUACAUAUUUAUUUAUAAAUCCACACUUAUGCUGUUCAAACCCUAAUUGUUGUGUAGUUGGUUGAAACAUUUGUCCAGGGAGCCAUCUCAUGUUGUGUUUUCUAAACUUAGAAUUUGACCGAAAAAUAAAGUGGUGAAAUAGAGAUGAGUCCAGUUCUAUGAAAAUGUGUGUGCUGCUAUCUCAUUACCUUUGAGUAUUUAGUUUGGGAUCUGACUGUCACAUCAUCUUCAUCUUUUAAAGCACAAAUAAUCUAAUUUGAAGAAACAUUUGAGACAUAUUGGAGACGUCAGUAUUCAGUCAAUAGUUUAUUGAUGAAGAUAUGUGGAAACAUGAUGAACAGAUCAUUGACAUGGCAACAAUCAAAGUUUGUUCUGUCUUGUGUAGUUUGUGGCACAGCUCCUCUCAGCAGCAUACUCGGACAAACACCCAGGAUUGUUGGAGGACAAAAUGCCUCCUUGGGGAGCUGGCCCUGGCAGGUCAGCCUUACUGAGGAACCCUACGGUCACAUGUGUGGAGGCUCCCUCAUCAACAAGGAGUGGGUGCUGUCUGCUGCACACUGCUUCAGCAGCACCAGCACAAGUGGGUGGACUAUCCGUCUGGGUCGACAAUCCUUGGACGAUUCUAACUCAAACGAAGUGUCUAGAACCGUGGCUGAGAUCAUUCUACAUCCUAAUUAUGAUGCCACAAAUGAGAAUGACAUGGCUCUGCUCUGGUUGAGCAGUGCUGUCUCCUUCACCGACUACAUCAGACCUGUUUGUCUGGCGGCCAGCAGUAGCAUUUUCCACCAGGGAACAGACAGCUGGGUCACUGGCUGGGGAAACAUCAGAGAAGAAGAGUUUCUUCCGUACCCAGGGGUUCUUCAGGAAGUGGAAGUUCCUGUAGUUGACAACAAAGUGUGUGAUGAGCUUUUGAUAUUUACAAAAAUCACAGAAAACAUGAUAUGCGCUGGCCUUCGUGAAGGAGGGAAAGACUCCUGUCAGGGUGACUCAGGUGGUCCAAUGGUGAUGAAAGAGGACUCUGUGUGGGUCCAGUCCGGGGUGGUUAGCUUUGGGAUAGGUUGUGCUCAACCUGACCUACCUGGAGUCUACGCCAGGGUCUCCCGUUAUGAGGACUGGAUCAACUCCCACAUCAGCAGUGACCCACCAGGCUUCGUGCAGGUCAUCACCCCUACCCCACUGCUUCCUGUUCCCUCCAGCGGGACCAAAGUCACAUGCUCAUUCUGCCUCUACAUCCUUCUGUCUUUUCUCCUCCUCCCUCUCCGAUCAAAAAGGAUAUAUUUUCUACCACUUUUUUGUUAUGGAAUGGCUGUGAUGGCUGAAUACAUUUACAUUGUGGCUGCAAUUUUAUAUGUGCAAGGUCCAGCCUCUACAAUCGCACAGGAGGUUAAAAGCACUGAUGUUUGUGGCACAACUCCUCUUCUCAGCAGCAGGAUAGUUGGAGGACAGGACGCCUCCGUGGGGAGCUGGCCCUGGCAGGUCAGCCUUCAGAGACCCUACGGUCACGUGUGUGGAGGCUCCCUCAUCAACAAGGAGUGGGUGCUGUCUGCUGCGCACUGCUUCAGCAGCAAUGAUCCCUCGUACUGGACAGUGAAGUUGGGACAGCUCACCCAACAGGUCAAUAGUGCACAUGCAGUAUCCCGAGACGUGGCUGUGAUCAUUCUGCACCCCAACUGGGACAGAAACACGUUUAACCACAACAUGGCUCUGGUUAGACUUAGCAGUCCUGUCUCCUUCACCAGCUACAUCCGACCCGUGUGUUUGGCAGACAAUGACAGCAUAUUCCUCAAUGGGACAGACAGCUGGGUGAGCGGAUGGGGUUACAUCAAAGAGGGAGAGCCUUUACCCUCACCCAAAGCCCUACAGGAAGUGAAGCUUUCAGUGGUGGAAAAUUAUGUUUGCAGAAGUCUCCUGGGAUCUCAAGCUAAAGUAACUGAUGACAUGAUGUGUGCUGGCGCACUGGAGCAAGGGAAGGACACAUGUCUGGAAGACACUGGAGGUCCAAUGGUGAACUACCAGGACUCUCUAUGGAUUCAAUCUGGGGUGGUGAGUUUCGGGAAAGGCUGUGGCAGACCUGGGCUACCUGGAGUCUACGCCAGAGUAUCUGGUUAUGAAAAGUGGAUCACAAACUACACCAGAGGUGACCCACCAGGCUUCAUCCGGUUUAGGUCCACCAGCAACGUGACCACUCCUGCACCAGCAACUAGCUCACCAGCAACAUCUACAGAAGCUUCUGCCAACAAACCCUCCGCCUGGUUCUCGCACCAUGUUCUUUUCUUCACAUUCUUCACUAUAGCACUCAUAAAAGACUGAAAGGGGACGUCAGUCUUCCCGGACAGCAACAAAUCUACUGUACUGUAAAAUAAUUGCCCAGAAGGAUCAAAGACAAAGACUUGAAUGGGUCCUGAUUAUAAUGACUGUAAAGACAAACACAUUAUGGGCCAAUUUAAAGUAUGGGCAAAGUGCAAAGUCGUAAGUCUAACUCAAGUUAAGUCGGCUGAGAGCUUUCUUAUAGUAUAGAAUUGUUAUAGUUUAUGCAAGAGAACUUUGCUUGUCGACCCACUUUGCAUUUUGUCUGCCAUUUAAAUUAGGGCCUAGUAUCCAGCUGUGGUAAAGCUAAAGAGCUUUACAUUAAUGAAACUGUUUGUUCCUGUUAACUAAUAUUAGAUCAUACUACUCA
Molecule: messenger RNA, 3371 nt
Organism: Alosa alosa (allis shad)
Lineage: Eukaryota; Metazoa; Chordata; Actinopteri; Clupeiformes; Clupeidae
Product: transmembrane protease serine 9-like
Exons: 10
Coding region: 1007-3004 (665 amino acids)
Biological process (GO): proteolysis
Molecular function (GO): serine-type endopeptidase activity
Source: RefSeq, a predicted model, not a curated record